Kalmanozyma brasiliensis GHG001 is the source of this 1476-nucleotide messenger RNA. RefSeq lists its product as uncharacterized. Bases 1 to 1476 code for a protein of 491 amino acids. Gene Ontology annotation, cellular component: COP9 signalosome. The transcript has 4 exons. Gene Ontology annotation, biological process: ubiquitin-dependent protein catabolic process. Lineage: Eukaryota; Fungi; Basidiomycota; Ustilaginomycetes; Ustilaginales. The record is from RefSeq and is a predicted model, not a curated record.
AUGGCGAUCACGAACCUGACCGGCAUCGAGGACACACUCGCACUCAUCCUCGAGUGCGCAGGUGAUCUCGCCCGUAUCGAAUCAACACUACUUCCAGCUCUCCGCAAGCUCUGCGACCACGCUCCUUCCAACGGCGAGUCGUCCUCACGCAGCGGCCCCAGUUCGAGCCGAUCACAAGCUCCUGCUGUCUCGGAUGCGGUACUCUGUCAGCCUGUCCAAGGCAAUGUCGACCCGCUCUCCGUCCUCGACCCGGCCGUGCACUCGAUCGGCAUGCUCUACAUCCUCGUCGCUCGAGCAACGCACUCUGCAGGCUCGGUCGAGAACGGUACGCUACUCCUUCCUCACAUCACAGCUUUCGUUCAGCGUUUCAGCCCGCCUCAGGUCCACCUCGCGGGAGACAAAGUCGCGCAGCUGGCGGCAACCUUCUCGGCGCUCGGCGACCAAGUCACAAAUCCAGAAUCAGCGUUGCAGCUCCUGCAAGCGUUGGCGUCGAGAUUCUUGACCAGGUCAGAGAGCAUAACAGCACUGCAUCCGAUGCUAGCAUAUCAGUACCUCAAGACGGCUCGCUACGCAGAGGCGGCUACCAUGCUCAUCGAUCUGCCGCUCAUCGAUGCGGAUACUUCCAUCACGCCGCUAGUCCAUUCGGAUAUCUUGCAGUACUUCUACUACGCGGCACUCAUCUAUAUCAAGCUCGACAGGCUGCACGAUGCCAUUGAUGCUCUCGAGACCUGCAUCUCGAGCCCGGCCGUAGCUGUCAGCGCCAUCCACAUGGACGCAUACAAAAAGCUCGUCCUCGUACAGCUCCUUGCAGACGGCAAAGUCUCCCCUGUGCCGCAGUACACUCCGCAGGUCAUCACAAGGGCCUGGAAGCAGAUGGGAUCACCAGGGCAAACCCCAUACAACACAUUUGCUUCCGCGUACGCCCGGGGAGACGACAAGGGGCUCGAUGCCGCACGUCGCAUCGCUGAGGAGCGGAAGGACGUCUUCGAGAAGGAUAGGAACAUGGGUCUCGUCAGACGAUGCUUGGCGUUGCUCACACAGAGGAGGGUCCAGAAGCUGGGCGAGGUAUACAGUGCUCUGUCGCUCAAUCAGAUCGCGCAAAAGAUCGGGGCACAGGGAGACGAUGUGGUUCAGGGCGUGUAUGCUGAUGUGCAGGAUAUCGUCCGCAAAGGGUGGAUCUACGCCACACUUUCCCCUCCCCGCGGUGCUUCGGGCGCUGUUAACGGCGACUGGGUGGUCCACUUUGACUCGUUCGGUGGCGACAGCUUUACCUCGACCUCAUCCAUUUCGCUGCUCGAAGACAAGAUCCGGACCGCCAAACAGUGGCAGGCGCUGUUGCAGGAGAGGGACAGGCAGAUCCAAAAGAGCCCUGCUUAUCUGACCAGGGGUCUCAAGAUCCGGGAUGCGAGGACGGCAGGCGCAGACGCAUAUGCGGAAGGGGACGAGUUCCACGCGUUUGAUGAUGCUGACUACUGA